Messenger RNA from Myotis daubentonii (Daubenton's bat), 978 nucleotides. Its product is annotated as prothymosin alpha-like. Lineage: Eukaryota; Metazoa; Chordata; Mammalia; Chiroptera; Vespertilionidae. The record is from RefSeq and is a predicted model, not a curated record.
CCAUCCCAACACACGGGCUUUUUGCAAAGCCUGUGAAAGGUCCGGAAGUCCCAUCCAUAUUUGGGGGACAAAGAAACCAGAGGGUAUAAAGGGACAGCUUCCUCCAUAUUGGUUUGCUCAGGAUUUGGGGAGAAACAGGCUCCCCUGAGUGAUUGUACUAGUACAUGCGAAACAUCUGAAAAUAAAUGGGUUCCUCCUGUAUCUCUGGGUACUCCUUUGUAUUUUCUGGUCGCCUGGUAAAUUCUGUAACAUAGAAAUGGUUUGCUCGCUGCAACCACCUCCACUGCGGGCCUCCUUCACUGCAGCUUCUUCGCCAGAGUCCUCCAACUCUCGCUUUAAAAAAAAAAAAAAAAAUCCCCACCAUGUCAGACACGCCCGUGGACACCAGCUCGGAGAUCACCAUCAAGGCCCUAAGGGAGAAGAAGGAAGUUGUGGAGGAGGCAGAGAAUGGAAGCGAUGCACCGGUUAAUGGGAAGGCUGAGGAUGAGGAAAGUGGGGAGCAGGAGGCUGACAAUGAGGUAGAUGAAGAAGAGGAAGGAGGAGGGGCAGAGGAGAAAGAAGGUGAUGGAGAAGAGGAUGGAGAUGAAGGUGAGGCUGAGGCAGCUACAGGCAAACGGGCAGCUGAAGAUGAUGAGGAUGACGAUGUUGACACCAAGAAGCAGAAGACCGAUGAGGAUGACUAACAACAAAAAAGGGAAAAGUUAAAGGCCUCUGUGACCUAUUCACCUUCCACUUCCCCUCUCAGAAUCUAAACGUGGUCAACUUCGAGUAGAGACUCUCGCCCGCCUGUCCCCCCACCCACCUGGGGCAGUACCACCUGCAGAUGACACGCACUGUCCACCAUCCAACCAAAACCACAACGUGAAUUUGCAACAGGGAAGGAGAAAAGAACCAAAAUGUCCAAGGCCCUGCCUUUUUUCUUAAAAGUACUUUAAAAAGAAAAAUUUGUCUGUAUUUUUAUUUUUUUUAAUUUUUUAA